Mandrillus leucophaeus (drill) is the source of this 678-nucleotide messenger RNA. RefSeq names its product tubulin beta chain-like. Gene Ontology annotation, molecular function: GTP binding; GTPase activity; structural constituent of cytoskeleton. Gene Ontology annotation, biological process: mitotic cell cycle; microtubule cytoskeleton organization. The record is from RefSeq and is a predicted model, not a curated record. Gene Ontology annotation, cellular component: cytoplasm; microtubule. The transcript is spliced from 3 exons. The coding region runs from base 1 to 678 and encodes 225 amino acids. Lineage: Eukaryota; Metazoa; Chordata; Mammalia; Primates; Cercopithecidae.
AUGCACUGCAGUGCCGCGUUACAGAGCGGGGUCUCUGAGCUGCGGGAGGAGAGCCUGCAGGGCUCCUGGGCAGUUGAGAUUAUUAACAGGUGGUGGAGAGAACAGAUUGCUGCUGCAGAUUCAGUGUCUGAGGGUAGAACUAAACUAGGAUACCCAUGGGCACUUGUCCGGGGCAGCCAGCAGUACCGAGCCCUGACGGUGGCUGAGCUUACGCAGCAGAUGUUUGAUGCUAGGAAUAUGAUGGCAGCUUGUGACCCCCGUCAUGGCCGCUACCUAACGGCGGCUGCCAUUUUCAGGGGUCGCAUGCCCAUGAGGGAGGUGGAUGAACUGUUCAUUCAAAAUAAGAACAGCAGCUACUUCGCUGACUGGCUCCCCAACAACGUCAAAACAGCCGUCUGUGACAUCCCACUCCGGGGGCUAAAAAUGUCAGCCACCUUCACUGGGAACAACACGGCCAUCCAGGAGCUCUUCAAGCGUGUCUCAGAGCAGUUUACAGCAAUGUUCCGGCGCAAGGCCUUCCUCCAUUGGUAUACCGGCGAGGGGAUGGAUGAGAUGGAAUUUACUGGGGUGGAGAGCAACAUGAACGACCUGGUUUCUGAGUAUCAACAGUAUCAGGAUGCCACAGCCGAGCAGGAGGAGUUUGAGGAAUAUGCUGAGGAGGAGGAGGAGGCGGCCUAG